Molecule: messenger RNA, 1405 nt
Organism: Sardina pilchardus (European sardine)
Lineage: Eukaryota; Metazoa; Chordata; Actinopteri; Clupeiformes; Clupeidae
Gene: ajap1
Product: adherens junctions associated protein 1
Exons: 6
Coding region: 59-1183 (374 amino acids)
Cellular component (GO): plasma membrane; adherens junction; cell-cell contact zone
Molecular function (GO): beta-catenin binding
Source: RefSeq, a predicted model, not a curated record
GUGGAUAAAACGGUGUAUCACUCGCAGCUCGGUGUGUGUGCAGUGGGGUGUGUUCUCCAUGUGUGUCCACGCGUGGCUCCUGUUGACGGUGCUGCACCUGGCGGUGGACGUGUGCCUGUGCUCGCCGCUGACCCCUGCUGGUCGCUCGGCCGCCCCGGUUGACCCCCGACCCCUGUGGGCCCUGUCCGGGGUGCGGCCGCCCUACUGGAGGACUCUGGGAAACCUGCGGCGGACCCCCCCUUCCUCCUCCUCCUCCUCCUCCUCCUCCUCGCACCCCGUCCUCCGCUCCUCCUCGUCCGGCCUCGUCCGGCCGGCCCGCGGGAGCCCCCUGGAGCUGCGGUGGUUGUCACGGCGACGGCGGGCCGUGCAGUGGGCGGGGCGUGUGGAGCAGCGGUCGCCCCCGGCGACGGAGAUGGAGGGCGGGGUCGCGGCGGGGGUCAUGGCGGGGGUCAGGGGUCGCGGCGGGGUCAGGGGUCAUCGUGGCCGGCGGCAGCUGGACGAGGACGGCACUGACCGCACCACCACGGUGGCCGGCUUCAUCGACUGGGGGCCGACCGGCGCCGACGAGAUCCCGGAGGAGAACGGAGGCGCGGCCCGCGGGGCGGCGACGGUCGCUCGGCAACCCGUCACCACGACGACGCCCGCCCCGACGACCACCACCACCACCACACGCAGCCCCUGGCCGCGCACCGACACCACCACACACAAGCCUCACCGGCUCAGCACCACGCCAGCUAGCAGCGCACACACCGCCAGGCCACAGAGGCCCGACACGCCAGGUCUGGCAGUGCACCAGAUCAUCACCAUCACUGUGUCCCUCAUCAUGGUGAUCGCGGCACUCAUCACCACUCUGGUCCUUAAGAACUGCUGUGCGCAGUCGGGCGGCGGGCGCCACAGUAGUCACCAGCGCAAGAUCAACCAGCAGGAAGAGAGUUGCCAGAACCUGACCGACUUCACGCCCGCACGAGUGCCCAGCAAGGUGGACAUCUUCACCGCCUACAACGACAGUUUACAGUGCUCGCACGAGUGCGUGCGCAACGCCGUGCCCAUCUACACAGACGAGAUGAUCCAACACACGCCCAUAUACAAAACGAGCUACAAUGGAAGCAGACCUUCGCCCAGUGAGCGGCAGCUGAUCCCCGUGGCCUUCGUGUCGGAGAAGUGGUUCGAGAUCUCCUGCUGAGCUCCUCCUCCGCCCGGGGAAGGGGCAGACUAACACACGAGUGCCCAGGAUCCAUGUGGAAAACUUUUACACCGCGUGAAGACCAAUUACAGGAGCAAAAACUACACCAGGAGAAAAUGAAAGAAACAAAAAAAAGAUGAGAUUUCUACCAGAACGGCUCUCUCGGGACAUGAGCAAAGAGAUUUAUUUUUCUAAAAGAAUUGCAAAGCAGAGCAGAGCUAU